AGAAGGGUCAGCCGCGGCGGCAGGGGCGGCGACGGCAGCGGCGCAGCUCCGCUCCCCGCGCGUCUCCCGUCCCCGCGCCCGGACAGGGCGCGCAGCUCUGCUGCCGGGAUGCGACCGCCCGCCCGCCGCGGCCUCCGCCUGGCGCUCCCGGCACUGCUGGCGCUGUUCACCUGCUCCUUGGCUUUUGCUUUGGUUUCUGAAGAUACGAAGAAAGAGGUCAAACAAUCUAAGAAUUUGGAGAAAAGUCAUAUAUCAAAGAAAACUGACAUAGAUUUAAAAGAAAUUGUAUUUGUCAUCCAGAGUCAAAGUAAUUCUUUUCAUGCAAAGAAAGCUGAACAGUUAAAAAAAAGCAUCUUAAAGCAAGCUGCAGACCUUACACAGGAAUUGCCCAGAGUUCUCCUCCUCCACCAGCUGGCCCAGCAGGAAGGCGCGUGGACCAUUCUGCCGCUGUUACCGCACUUUUCUGUGACGUAUAGCAGAAAUUCAUCAUGGAUUUUCUUCUGUGACGAAGAGACAAGAAUACAAAUGCCACAGCUUUUGGAAACACUCAGAAGCUAUGACCCAUCAAAGGAGUGGUUUUUAGGAAAAGCGUUACAUGAUGAAGAAUCUACAAUAAUUCACCAUUAUGCCUUUUCCGAAAAUCCUACAGUUUUUAAAUAUCCAGACUUUGCUGCUGGCUGGGCCCUUAGCAUGCCACUUGUAAACAAGCUUACCAAGAGGUUAAAGAGUGAGCCUCUGAAAUCCGACUUCACGAUAGACUUGAAACAUGAGAUCGCGCUCUACGUCUGGGACGGAGGCCGCGGCCCGGCCCUCACCCCGGUGCCUGAGUUCUGUACCGACGGUGGCGACGCCUCCUGUGCGACCACAUUCCGUGCCCUCCUGCCGCUUUGUGGAAAUCCAGUGAAGAAGGAGGAUAUUUUUGUUGCGGUAAAAACGUGCAAGAAAUUUCAUGGUGACAGAAUCCCCAUCGUGAAGCAGACGUGGGCGGGUCAGGCAGGUCGCAUCGAAUACUACAGUGAUUCCGAGGACAGUUCCAUCCCCACGGUGGAUCUGGGAGUUCCCAACACAGAGAGAGGCCACUGUGGAAAGACAUUUGCCAUUUUGGAAAGAUUUUUGAAUCACAGCCUUGACGGCGUAGCGUGGUUAGUCAUUGUGGAUGAUGAUACAUUAAUAAGCAUCUCCAGGCUGCAGCGCCUGCUGAGCUGUUACGACGCCAGCGAGCCCCUGGUUCUGGGAGAGCGCUACGGCUACGGCCUGGGCACCGGCGGCUACAGCUACGUCACAGGAGGAGGAGGAAUGGUCUUCAGCCGAGAGGCCAUCAGGAGACUUCUCGCCAGCAAGUGUCGCUGCUACCGCAACGACGCGCCGGACGACAUGGUCCUGGGGAUGUGCUUCAGCGGCUUGGGGAUCCCGGUGACACACAGCCCUCUCUUCCAUCAGGCCCGGCCCGUGGACUACCCUCAGGACUACCUGUCCCACCAGGUCCCCAUAUCCUUCCACAAGCACUGGAACAUCGACCCCGUGCGCGUCUACUUCACCUGGCUAGCACCCCGGGAGCAAGGCGGAGCUGGGCAGGAGACGCCCAAGGGUGGUCGGGAGGAGUUGUGACCCUGCGCACGUGGGACACGUGGCUUCGCAAGCUUCCUGACCUCAGGUCCAGCCCAUCAUCUGGUAAUUUUUGAGUUGAAGGGAAGGAGUCGUAGGGCAAACAUUGCUUUUUCCGGGAGAAAUCACCUGCUUUUGCAUUACGCAGUUAUUGUAACACAGUGACUCCUGUGUGUUUUUCAAGCUGUGAAACAGCAGCUUUAUUUUUGUCACAGAAAAAUAAACAGGGAACCAGAAGUCUCCUUCCUGUUCUCUCUGUUCAUUAUUGUGGAAGUUUCAGUCGAGCAUGAGGCUGGAGAGACGUGACCAUCAUUUUAUAUAUAUACACACACGGAAGCAGAACAGGAGGGCUGCUGACGUGGGUAUUACAUUGGCGUGCACUUUUAAACUAGAUUAUCAAUGAUGAAAAUUAUUUCCCCGUGAUGCAGCAAGAAUAUUGCUGUGUUAAGGAUCAUUGACGAAAUGUCAUAAAAGUCUAGCAAUGAAAAAUCCCCCGCAGUCUGUAAUCAGAGUUGUUGUAUUUUAUCUUUGUGUUUGUGCCUCAUAAAAAGAGAAAAAGAAUUCUUUUGCUAGCACUUUCUGCUUCUUUAGAGGUUCAUCUGUGCUGUUUCUCCCCGAAGCCCCAUCUUUAUGACCUACUUGUAACAAAGAAGUGUAGCUGCUGCAGCCAGAAAACUGUUCUCAGCAUUUAAGAAACAACCUUGCUGAAUUUUAUUCAAGGCACUGAGCUCUGUGUAGGUCUCAGGAAGUGAAUUGCUUUCACCGUGUGUUUUACUCUUAUUUUUAUUUCUCUGUUAUGUAAGGACCCUCUCCUGACUCAGCAGAGACCCCUCAGUAUACCUGGAAGCCCCAGGGGGAGGACUGCAUGGUGACUGGGCAGUUUCCCAGAGUUCUUAAAAAUUGAAUUUGAAAACUGUUUUGAAACAGUGCUCAUGUCCAAAUCAUAUCUUUAAUAUAUAGUAAUUUUAUACAUUAUUAAUUGUAAAGAAUACUCUGUACCUUAACAUUUUAAUUAUAUAAUUCAGUUUUCUAAAGGUAUUUGCAUAAAAUUUGAUUUUGAUAUGUCUUAAACUGAUUUUGGUAAAGUACUUUCCUCUUUUUUAAAAUAAAAAUUGUUCUUCAUUAA
Phacochoerus africanus (Common warthog) is the source of this 2731-nucleotide messenger RNA. It is a transcript of the gene B3GLCT, whose product is annotated as beta 3-glucosyltransferase. The transcript has 15 exons. Bases 109 to 1608 code for a protein of 499 amino acids. NCBI's taxonomy places the organism in Eukaryota, Metazoa, Chordata, Mammalia, Artiodactyla, Suidae. Gene Ontology annotation, molecular function: acetylglucosaminyltransferase activity. The record is from RefSeq and is a predicted model, not a curated record. Gene Ontology annotation, cellular component: membrane.